This is a messenger RNA of Vigna angularis (adzuki bean), 1403 nucleotides long. Its product is annotated as trihelix transcription factor GTL1. The transcript has 2 exons. Lineage: Eukaryota; Viridiplantae; Streptophyta; Magnoliopsida; Fabales; Fabaceae. Bases 316 to 1305 code for a protein of 329 amino acids. The record is from RefSeq and is a predicted model, not a curated record.
UUAUAAUCUUUUUCUUCAACAAGCAUGCUUUUAUUUCAAUUAAAAAGGAUAAGAAGUGGAAUGUGUGUCUUGCAAUCGGUGAAUCAGACAUUAGACAUAGCUAAAAUAAGACAACAUUUUGGGCACAUUAGAAGUUACAACUUACAACAGUAGGCAUGUGGUUCAUUUCACUUCUUCGUAGUUAUAUUCUAAUUUACCAACAGAGUAACGCAGUAGUCAUUUUACUUACCAACGAAUAACCAUUCUCCUUCACUUUUCACCUCUUCUCAAAACCCUCGCGCCGCUAUUUUUUUCCCUUUUUUUUUUUACCAUUUUAUGGACCUCUUCGCCGCCGAUCACUUCCCCGUCCCCGACCACGUCGCUCCAUUUCCCGAUUCCGGCGACCUUCUAUUCCCUGCCGACCUCCUCUCCCACUGCCACAACCCCCAGAAGCUCCGCCCCAUCCGGUCUCUUCCCUCCGCUCUCAAUGCCCACCCUCGUCCGCCCGAUCCGAUUGCCUCCGGGUCGGGUCACACCCCGAGCCAAGAAUCUGACUCGGCUUUGGAUGCGGAGGAUGAAGAGGAGAAUGAUGACAAUUCAUCAGCAAGCCCUGAAGGAAAUGGUCCUAGAAAGAGGAGAAGAAAGACGGUGAGAAAGCUUGAAGGUUUUGUGAAGAAUUUGGUGACAAAGGUGAUGGAGAAGCAGGAACAGAUGCACAAACAGUUGGUGGAAAUCAUAGAAAAGAAGGAAAGGGAAAGGAUAAAGAGAGAAGAAGCUUGGAAGAAUGAGGAGAUGGAGAGAAUUAGAAAAGAGGAAGAGGCUAGAGCUGAAGAAAAGUCUCGCAGUUUGGCCCUCAUAUCCUUCAUUCAGAAUCUGUUGGGCCACGAAAUUCAAAUCCCCCAAGCAGUAGAAGCAUGCAGCAAAAGAGAAGAGGGUGAAGUUGAAGUGAAUGCUCAUAAAGAAUUUAAUAGUGAUCAUAGUAAGAGUAGAUGGCCAGAUGUUGAAGUGCAAUCACUUAUCACAGUGAGAACUUCAUUGGAGCACAAGUUCCGUUUCAUGGGAUCGAAAGGGUCAAUUUGGGAGGAGAUAUCUGAAGCAAUGUAUGCAUUGGGCUAUAAUCGGUCUGCAAAGAAGUGUAAGGAGAAGUGGGAAAACAUCAACAAAUACUAUAAAAGGACAAUAGGGAGUGGCAAGAAGAGGCGUCAAAAUAGUAAAAGCUGCCCUUAUUUUGAUGAGUUGGACAUUCUGUAUAGAAACGGCCUCCUAAGUAUUGGAAAUGCCUUGAGCAAUACCACUGAUGCUCCCCAGAUUGAACAAAAGGAGUAGAGUGAAAUUUCAAUACUACUUCAUAGUCAUAGAUACGGCUUAUGUAUAACUUCUUUCACUUCAGUAUUUAUUUAGCCAUUCUUCUUUUUAGUCGACAA